Drosophila ananassae is the source of this 1232-nucleotide messenger RNA. RefSeq lists its product as uncharacterized. Gene Ontology annotation, molecular function: malate transmembrane transporter activity; thiosulfate transmembrane transporter activity; sulfate transmembrane transporter activity. Lineage: Eukaryota; Metazoa; Arthropoda; Insecta; Diptera; Drosophilidae. The transcript has 2 exons. The record is from RefSeq and is a predicted model, not a curated record. Gene Ontology annotation, biological process: thiosulfate transport; malate transmembrane transport; oxaloacetate transport. The coding region runs from base 209 to 1075 and encodes 288 amino acids.
AAGAUCAAUAAAUAUUUUUCGCUUUAUUAUCAGAGAUUGCGAAACUCGAGAAAAUAAUCUAAUGAUGUACGGAUAUUUAUAAUUAGAUUAAUAGAAACAAUAGUUCCCGUUCAAAACGAAACAAAAUACAAAUUUUUAGUAACCAUAGCAUAUAUAAACACAUUCCCAGUGAAAAUAUUUUAACAAUCUAAAAUAACUGAGCAGCCAAAUGAGCAGUCAAGACUCGGAACGCCAAUGGAAGAAGAAAUAUAGACAAAUAAACUUCUUUGAAGGAUUUAUUAUGAAUUUCGCAGCCACAUUGUUGACCCAUCCAUUGGAACUGAUUCGAAUAAAUAUGCAAGCAGCGACUUUGAGAAACGUUAAAUUACCCGAGGUCCUGACCUAUAUUGUCAAGUCCGGACCAGCUGGAUUCUAUUUUGGCUUUCAUAGCGCCGCAGUACGCUGUGGAGUUCAAACGAUAGCCACAUACGUUGUGUACCACCGACUAACCCACAACCAUUACGUCAUAAGGUUAAGAAACUACGACACUAUUCCAGUUCAUGGAGUGUGCAACUUUGUGGGCGGAUUAAUGGCUACUCCCUUCGCUAAACUCGCUGUUAUGCGGCAGACAGAUCUCUCCCGAAUACCCUAUUACAAACGCAAUUACUCGCGCACCUGGAGAAGUCUUCGCUGCAUUUACCUCAAAGGCGGGUUUGCCUAUCUAUUUUAUGGGUGGCAGAUUUAUUCGAUAUGUAACGCAACAAGGGCUAUGCUUUGGUUUCCUAUCAACAAAAUGGUAAUGACUGGGCUGGAAAUUAUACACGACUAUCAAGGUAAAAGAUUCUUGCACGAGAUCAGUGCAAUGUCAGUGACUGGAAGUAUACUUGCAUUACUUCUCACCCCUGUCGAUAUCCUUGUGACUUUAUCAUUGAAUAGUAACGCAUAUAAUGGUAUUCCCUUAUGGAGCAUAUGUCGUACUAUAUUCCAUAGGCGUGGCUUUAAAGGAUUUUUUCUGGGUGCGAAGUUUAGCAUGCUUACUUUAAUGAUGCACUCCAUGCUGGUUUCCACCCUGGUGCAUGUAAUACACGAUCCCUAGUGUCGUACGGAGGAACGUUCGUUUCAUCCAUUCCAUUCAGUAAUUUUAUUUUGUGAAUUUUUUAAAUUAUCCAACAACUUUUUAAAUCGCUGGGAAUCUGUAUUCUCCGACAAAGAAAUAUCCAUAAAAUAUAUAUAACAUCUAAUCUACUCUGUAA